AUGACUGAAACACUCGAAACACGUUUGUAUAAGACCUUGAAGAAAAAUCCUGAUUUCGAUACGGUCAAACAAUUCAUUUAUGCCGGCGUUGAUUGUAAUCUAUCUUAUGUUGAUCGGUAUAGUCGCACUUUUCAAUCUCCUAUUCAGUUGGCUGUCAAAACUGAUCGGCGUGAAACGCUUCGCCUUCUUUAUAAACAUCGAAAUAGUCCAACAAGAAUUCAACUGAAAAAACAUUUAACUUUCUAUAUAAAUCAUCAUGAUCGAUUGCAAGAGGAGAAGAAUGAAAUACUUUUUCAUUAUACAGUGAGUCGCCUUCUGUAUACUCGUAUAACCAAACAUUCUAAAAUAGUUUUUGAUACUCUUAUUGCUGCUCUUCAUGAUUAUGAUCAUGCUAAAUAUCGUACACGUAAUUUGAGUAAGGGAUCUACGACAGAAAUCUUUCUUCAAUUGCGUAUUUACACUCUUUUUCAAAAGAUCAUCGAAAUGAAAAUCAAUUCCAAUAACAAUGAAUCGACAAUUAUUGAAGAAGAACUUUUACACAAUUUAGAAACAUAUUAUUUUCUUAUUAGUAUUAAAAAUAUUCCAGUGAUAAUAACUAGAGAAAUGAUUAAUGAAACAUUUUCUAUAAUAUCAAUGCAUAAACCACAUUUGAAAAAAUAUUAUCAAUCUAUUGCAGAAAAUGUUAUAAGUAAAAUAGAAAAACUUAAAAUAAAUCAAGAAUAUACAAUUCCAACUGGUUGGAUUAGGCAUGCUGUUUGUGUCUCAUUUCAACGUAUUAAUGAAACGCAUAUCGUUAUUCGAAUUGAUAAUCUAGCUCCUGAUCAUCCAUCAGAUAUGCAUAAAAUAGUUCAUUCUACGAAGGAGUUUAAUAUAACUCAGCCAAAAAUACUCGGCCAAUUACAUGUCGAUCAUUUAGAAAUGAAUUUAAAUUAUUUUAUUUUAUUAAUUGAUAGUGUCAAACGAGAUUUAACAUUCGAAGAUGGUAAAUCAUUAAUUUAUAAUCUUGAUGGACAAAUUAUCAAUCUCCAUCAAAUACAAAUGCGUGUACCAUGUUUUGUUGAACAAGCACGUGCCAAUUGUUUUGUAAAAUGUUUUCACCCUGGUUUUUGGAUACGAGUUGGUGAAAAAGAUCCAAAACUUUAUAAGCGUUUACUGUUAGCAGAAAAAGACAAUGCAAAUUUAUUUGCUAGUCGUUGUAUUGAAGAAUAUCAACAUAAUUUCAACCAUCUUUUCGAUCAAUUCACUACAUUAGUCGAAAAUGAAGAUAUACAAAAUCCACCCUUUCCAAAUAGAAAACGUCUUCAAGAUAAACUUAAAAUGAGCUACAAACAACAUUAUAAACAUCUAUUGAACAACAACAACAUAGAACAUUGUUCUCUCUUAGAUGAUAAAUAUAUUCGUUUACGAUUCGAAAAUAAUAAUAAACCAAUAGAUUUUAAAAAUCUCUUCAUCAAAUCACGCGUUCUAAUGAUUGGAGAAGCUGGAUGUGGUAAGACAACAGUUUGUCAAUAUAUAACAUAUUCAUGGGCUAUUGAAAGAAAAUUAUGGAGUAAUCAAUUCGAAUGGAUAUUUUACAUAAAAAUGCGAAAUUUAAAUUCGAAAAUCUAUCCAAGUCAAUCCAAUAACUAUUUAUUAAUCGAUAUUAUUGAAAAAGAAUGUUUUCAAGGUCACAAACUUGAUGAUUUCGAAAAGCAAACAUUAGCAAAUCAAUUUGAAAAUUCAUCAAAUAUUCUUUGGAUUCUCGAUGGAUUUGAUGAGCGAAUGAUUCCAGAAUAUUUAUAUUCUGUCGAACAAGAGUUAUUAACUAAAUCCUAUCUACUUUUAACAUCUCGAACGUAUGCAACAUAUAAUUUUCCAUACGAUAUUCAAAUUCAGAUUCAAAAUUUUACUGAGACAGAUAUGGAAAAUUAUAUAUCCAAGUAUUUUUCGUUUACUCUUCGAACUACUGGUCGUGAAUGUUGGACAUUUAUUAGUUGUUGUGAACAAUUAAGACAAACAGCACGUAUUCCUGCGUGUCUUGAAAUCAUUUGCAGUUUGUGGGAAAAUGAUAAAGAUAAAUUAGAGUUUGGCAUCAGCAAAGGAAAACUCUAUCAGAAAAUGUGUGAUUAUCUUUUGCGAAGAUAUUUGCUCAAAUUUAAUUAUCUAUGUAAUUCUGCUCUAAUUGGAAGAGAUAUUUAUCAAGAACCUAAUGCACUCGUUUUCGAACAUUUAGAACAUUUAGCAUUUGAAGCAACAAAAGAACAUCGAUUUACGAUCAAUGGACAUGAAAUAAAGAAAAUAGUAGGUCUCCAGUUUCGUUCUGUACUUCAAAUUUUUUUACUUAUACCCAAAACACAAGAUGAUUCUUCUUCAUUACUUCUCGAAAAUGUUUAUUACUUUGUUCAUCGUAGUUUUCAAGAAUACCUUUGUGCUCGUUACAUAAUCAGAAUAUUGAAAUCAUCUUGUUCAACUGAACAAAAGAAAGAAGUAAUUCAAUUUAUAACUCAUGAAAAAUAUAAUCGUCAUAUACGAGAUACAUUCUGUUUAUUCUUCGAGUUGGAAAAUUUUAAUUUAUGUAUCGAUCAAUUUUGGCUAGCUGUCGAGAGUGAACCACGAGAUUUGGUUGGCCUUCGACAUUGUUCUCGUAUUGCUCAAUGGUUUCCUAAGGGAACUUGUUUAUUUUCACUAGAUGAUCAAAGAAAAAUUGAUCAGAGAACGACCGAUAUUAUACUCGCAUGGAUAUCGAACAAAGAUCGUCGAGCUCACGAUUAUGCAAAUAUAUACAUAUUCGAAUGGUUUGCUGAUGUUAUUGAUUAUCAAUAUUGGCUUACAGCAUGGAAAGAAGAUCUUUUUAUGGAAAAUUCAUUAAAAAGACGUUAUUUUCUACCGGAUUUAUGGCCGAUAGAGAAUAUUAACGUUCUUAAACAAAAGUAUGAUAGUAUUUCAACAGACGUCGAAGGAUUACACCAGCUUAUCACAAGAGGACCUACUAUGCAUAAUCUCAAACGCUUAGGUCUUGACUAUAAUUUAUUCCGUUUAUAUACAACUGAUGAUCAUAGUGAAACAGCACAAUUCCUAAAAAAAGCACAGGAACAAGCCAGAAGACGCGAAUCGAUUACUACUCUUGCAGAAUUUAACAGAAUUUUACAAAACUAUAAGUCAUUCGCUAACUUAAACCGCCGAUCAGAAAUACUCGGAAAAGAAACAUGGCCACUGAAAAUCAGUCCAUCUGUGUUAGAAAACAUGAAUAAUGAAACAUUGCGGCUCUUAACAACUUCCCAAGAGAAUUCACUAUUUUUUCGUUAUUUUGAAUUGCCAAUCAUUCCAUUUCUUAUAUUAUAUGCCAAUCAAAAUGAUUUAAAUGAUGAAAUACUUUGUUCACUCAUUGUUUUGAUUACUAUCUCAAGUAAUUAUAUACUUACAGCACCACCUAAUCAAAAGAGAUUGAUUCGAGCUCAUUACAAUGAAACAUUUGCUGAUAUAGAAAUGGAUGAAUAUCGACGAAAUAGAGUCAUUCAUGCAUUCGAUCAAGCUCGUCAUGAAUAUGGAUAUUCUUCUUUUUUUCCACAUGAUUUUGUUUGA
Molecule: messenger RNA, 3561 nt
Organism: Rotaria socialis
Lineage: Eukaryota; Metazoa; Rotifera; Eurotatoria; Philodinida; Philodinidae
Source: the annotation of a GenBank genome assembly